AUGGCGCCACCUCACGACGACAAAGCUGCGGAGGAGCUCAGCGGCGAGCCAACGCCCGAUCGCCGCCGCAUAUCCAAUAUUCUCUUCGUAAUCGCUAUGCAAACGGAGGCAUCUCCUCUGGUGGACAAAUUUCAGCUCGCCGAGGAACCUGAUUCUGGGUUUCCGAAGGGGGUUCCAUGGGUGAGAUACUCUGGUAAAUAUAAAGAGCUGAACAUCAACGUUGUUUGCCCUGGGAAAGACAAGUCAUUGGGGGUUGAUUCUGUCGGAACAGUUUCAGCAUCUCUUCUUACAUAUGCUUCUAUUCAAGCUUUACAUCCAGACCUCAUCAUAAAUGCAGGAACUUGUGGAGGAUUCAAGGAAAAAGGUGCCUCAAUAGGUGAUGUAUUCCUUACGUCAAACGUUGCUUUCCACGAUAGAAGAAUUCCUAUCCCUGUGUUUGACUUGUAUGGGGUUGGCUCACGCCAAGCGUUUUCCACGCCUAAUCUUGCAAAGGAACUGUACUUGAAGGUUGGCAAAUUAUCUACUGGUGAUUCUUUAGAUAUGUCCCCUCAUGAUGAAGCAGCAAUCGUUGCAAAUGAUGCAACAACUAAAGACAUGGAGGGAGCUGCCGUUGCUUAUGUAGCGGAUCUCUUGAAAGUGCCCACGAUAUUUUUAAAAGCCGUGACUGAUAUUAUUGAUGGUGACAAGCCAACAGCCGAGGAAUUUCUGCAGAAUCUGGCAGCAGUCACUGCUGCUCUUGAACGGACAGCAACCCAAGUUGUUGAUUUUAUAAACGGAAAAAGUUACUCGGAGCUUUGA
Messenger RNA from Striga hermonthica, 798 nucleotides. NCBI's taxonomy places the organism in Eukaryota, Viridiplantae, Streptophyta, Magnoliopsida, Lamiales, Orobanchaceae. The record is from the annotation of a GenBank genome assembly.